Molecule: messenger RNA, 2070 nt
Organism: Saccharomycopsis crataegensis
Lineage: Eukaryota; Fungi; Ascomycota; Saccharomycetes; Ascoideales; Saccharomycopsidaceae
Gene: ABP1
Product: Abp1p
Exons: 1
Coding region: 1-2070 (689 amino acids)
Biological process (GO): regulation of actin filament polymerization
Cellular component (GO): actin filament; site of polarized growth; cortical actin cytoskeleton
Molecular function (GO): actin filament binding
Source: RefSeq, a predicted model, not a curated record
AUGCAAUCUAUCGACUUUUCCACACACGGUCGUGACAUUGACUCCGUUUAUAAGAAGAUUGUCACCGGCGACGAGUCGAUUUCCUGGGCCAUCUUCUCCCCAGAUUCCUCCAAUUCUUACAAGCCGGCCGAACAAGGCUCGGGGAAUGAUGUGACGGAAUUCGUCGAAAACUUUAAUGAAAGUCGCGUGGAGUUUGGUUUAGCCAGAGUAAGUCCACCAGGCUCUGAUGUUAAGAAAUUGCUUCUUAUUGGGUGGUGUCCUGAUUCUGUCCCAAUUAGAGCCAGAUCAUCAUUUGCUCAGAAUUUUGGGACCGUGGCCAAGAUCUUACACGGGUACCAUGUCCAAGUCACUGCAAGAGAUGAAGAUGAUUUGGAUCCUCAAGAUUUGUUGAAGAAAGUUAGUGAUGCAGCCGGCGCUCGUUAUUCUAUCCAAACUAAUGGUCCUUCAAAUUUCGGUAGUUCAUCAUCGGUUAGAAAGCCAAUUUCUAGUCCAGUUUCCAAGCCAAUUGCUCCAAAACCUAUUACCCAAAAGCCAAAACCUUUUGCUGCUAGAAAGCCUGUGGUUAGCGGCUCGAUUCCUCAGGCGAAUCAGUUCAUUCCAAAACCUAUUGUUCCAAAACCAGUGGCCCCAGUUCCAACGACACCACUCUUUGGAGCUGCUGCUGGCGUCUCUUCUACUAAAGAGAAGAAAAUCAAUGAAGAUGAUGGAUGGGAUGGUGCCGAAGAAAUUGAAGAGCGUGACUUUACCAAAAAACCUUUAGAAGAAGCCAAACCUGCUUGGAAACCAAUUGGGAAAGUUGAUAUUGAUGCCAUUCGUUCUGAAUCAAAGAAGUCUGCAGAAACCACCCCAAGUGUUAGUUCCAACGAAUCUGAGCCAGUUGCUGCUCCACCAAAGAGAAGUCUUCCACCAAGAAACCUCCCACCCAGAAACCUUCCGCCAAAACAACAACCAAAGCCGGAACCAGUUGCUGAUCUUGUUUCAACCAAGAAAGAAAGUGCCGAAGAAGAAGAAGAUUUGGAUGAUGAGGAAAGAGCAUUUAGAGAAAAGAGAAAACUUUUUGAUAAUCCAGCUCCAGUGGAAGAACCUGUGGUAGCAUCCAAGCCAAAACCAAUAACAUCAAGUUUCAAACCUUCUGCCGCCUCGGGGUCUAGACCAGUUGCCAGAGUCCCAUUGCCUUCAGCUAAUGGUUUCAGUAGUAAACCAAAGUCAUCUGGAGCUUUAGAAAACGGUAAAACCCCUGCACAAAUAUGGGCUGAAAAGCGCGGAAAAUUUGAUUCUUCUUCUGCCCCUGAACCACCUGUUAGCAGUGCUGAAGUUGCCGAAGAGGAAGAACCAUCGGUUUCUGAAUUGACGAGUAAAUUCAACCAAGUCGAUGUUGAAGCAGAGGAAGAAGAAGAGGAAGAAGAAGCAACACCAAGCAUUCAACGUCCUGCCCCAGCUGCACCAAUAGCCACUGCCACUGCCACUAGAGCUGUUCCACCUCCUCCACCAGCUGGUGCAUCGACCUCUCCAACUCCUGUUCCUUUGCCUCCAAGAGAGCCAGUGGUUCAAAAAGAAGUUGAAGAAGAAUCAGAAGCUGAAGAGGAAGAAGAAGAAGAAGAAGAAAAAGAAGAAAAAGAAGCUGAACCAGAAGCUGAACAGGAAUCUGCCAGUGCUAUUGCUCAAUUUGACUAUAAAAUGCAGGAAGAAGAUGAAAUCUCACUCGAUGAUGGGGAACUUAUCGUUGAAAUUGAAUUUCUUGAUGAGGACUGGUGGAUUGGCACAAACACUAAGGGUGAAAGGGGUCAAUUCCCAGCUAACUUUGUUAAGCUUGUAGACGGUGAUUCUGCUGCUGCUUCUGCCACCGCCACUGGUACUAAUGAUGAAGAAGUCGAUGAAAAUGGAUACCCAGUCCACACUGAUAAGAAAGCAGUCGCCCUUUACAACUAUGAAGCUGAUGAAGACAACGAAUUGAGUUUCAAGGCAGGUGAUAUCAUCACUGAUGUUUACGAGUAUGAUGAAGACUGGUGGUACGGUACUUUGAAUGGUGAACGUAGCUUGUUUCCAAGCAACUACGUCGAAUUGCAAUAG